This is a messenger RNA of Thrips palmi, 1020 nucleotides long. RefSeq lists its product as uncharacterized. The record is from RefSeq and is a predicted model, not a curated record. The transcript is spliced from 2 exons. Lineage: Eukaryota; Metazoa; Arthropoda; Insecta; Thysanoptera; Thripidae. Bases 64 to 798 code for a protein of 244 amino acids.
GAGCCCUAUAUAGGGACAGGUAAGUCCUUGAGAAAGCGUGUUCUUGUGUAGAGCUCAUUGAAGAUGAAGUUCGUCGCCGUUGCAGUCCUUCUGGUGGCCGUCGCGUGCCAGGCGAGCGUCCUGCCUCGCGAGCGCCGCGCUCUGGGCUUCGCCUGGAACAUCGCCCGCUCUGGAGUGGAGGCCGGUCGCAGGGCAGCCCUGGCUGGUCUCAGCGCCACCAGCUCCGUCGUGGACGCUGCCACCGGCGCCGCUCGCGGUGGCCUCGCCCUGGGACAGAAGGCCGCCACCGGUGCCCUGGACCUGGGCCGCAACGCCGCCGACCUCGGCGUCAAGGGAGCCGGAGCCGUGCUCAACGCUGGCGACCGCGUGGCCGAGGCCGGCAUCGACGUCAGCCGCAAGGCCACCGCCACCGGCGCCAACCUCGCCCGCAGCGGCAUCAACUUCGCCGAGUCCGCGGCCUCUGCCGUUGGCCUGGGCAACAUCGCCGGCCUCGCCGGCGACAUCAGCCGCAGCGCCGUCGGCACCGCCGAGAAGAUCGCCAACAAGGGCAUCGACCUCGGCCAGAUCGGCCUGGACACCGGCGUCAGCAUCGGCAAGGCCGGCAUCGCCGCCGGCAAGCAGGUGGCCGACCUCGGCCUCAACACCGCCCAGACCGCCGUCAACUCCGGCGUCGAACUCGCCAACGUCGGCGUCAACGCCGGCAGGUCUGCCGCCGGAGUCGGCCUUGGCCUCGCCGCCGACGUCACCAACCUCGCCGCCGACGGCGCAGUCAACGGCAUCAACACCGUCAGCGCCUAAGCCAGUCUAUUUGGUUGCGUCUUCUUUUGAGAAAUUUAAAUAAAUUUAAAGAAACUCAUAUACUGCUGCACGUUGUAAACUUCAUGUAAAAUUAGUCAGACACUGUUAAAAAAAGUGCUUUAAAUUAAGGGGAGGUUCUGGUGAAAAUCUUGCCAUUUCCCAAAUGGAUCCCAGUGUCAUAAUUUGUUCGGAAUAUAAGAUCUUUCUUUGAGGAGACUAAAA